CUCUCGCUCCCCUUCCUUGUAAGUGGGUGGAUCUUAGGCGGCCGAGCGGCGCAGCUGUCAGGGGUAGCUGUCACCCAGCUUUAUGAUCAAACGCACAUUGAACGGGGGGGUCUGGCCGACUCAAGCUGCGGCUCCCAGCGACCUCGACCAUGCGCCGCCGCGUCUAGCAGACGAUCACACUCCAGCAAGAUACCCUGCGCCCUCCGCCUUUAUUAUUCCUGCUUUCACUGGGACUGAGAAACACUAUUUCUGGGGGAAUAUUUUUGAGAACCUUGUACGUGUCUUGUGCCUAACGUGGGAAAAAAAGGAAUCCGGUCCGGGAUGAAGACAAAAAAAGUGGUGGUGCCGUCCGGCAGCGAGACGGAGGACGAGGACAGCCUGGACGCACCCUUGGACCUGUCGGCCAGCGGGGGCAGUAGCAAGCGGCGUCGCCGCGGCAACCUGCCUAAGGAAUCCGUGCAGAUCCUGCGCGACUGGCUGUACGAGCACCGUUACAACGCGUACCCCUCCGAGCAGGAGAAGGCCGUCCUCUCCAGGCAGACCCACCUCUCCACGCUACAGGUGUGUAACUGGUUCAUUAACGCCCGCCGGCGAUUGCUCCCGGAGAUGUUGCGGAAGGACGGCAAAGACCCCAACCAGUUCACCAUAUCCCGGAGGGGGAGUAAGAGCGGGGAGGGGGCCACUGCAGAGAGCUCCCUCUCUUCCAGGCCCGUCGCCAUGGAGAUGGAGGACCGAGGUCCACAUCACUUAUCUGGCUCCGAAACCAGCGCCCGUCAGAAGCCCCUGUCGCCGGGGUCUGUGCCACCCAGGCCAUCGGUCAUCUGUCACACCACCAUCACUGCACCUCCACGCCUUACAGACGAGGGGACAGAUCUGCCGUCCCCAGCAGCCGGCCAGGGGGCCCCUGCGGAGCGCAAUGCCAGUCCCCAGGGGGGGUUCUUUAACACCCCUCCCCCGACGCCGCCGGAUCUCAGCCAGGAUUUCAGCGGCUUCCAGCUCCUGGUGGAUGUGGCCCUCAAAAUGCGGGCGGAACUGCAACAGGCCAAGUGAGCCUAAGUGCCUGAUCCGGGUACCGGGGCGAUGCCGGGAGACUGACCGCAAACACACCAGCAUCACCGUCACCAAAAAAAGGAAAAAAACCACAGAAGCCUGUUCAUUUCUAUUUUUUGAUACGACGACGAUAAGGAUUUUCUUUAAGAAAAAAUCUACAGUUUGGUGCCUUGCCUGACGUUUUUUUAAUCUUUAUUUUGUAUAUGUAUAUGUAAUUUGUAUCUUUUUGCACACAGAGGACCAAAAAUAGACAUGAGAGAGUCUUGUGAAACUCUUUCUGUUUCCAAGAAAGGAAGCCACGUUUUUUUCUACUGACUUUGCUCCUUCCUUCGUAAACUAACUUUCUUUGGACUUAUUUGCCGAGGAGUGCGGUCCCAUCGUGUUCUGCCCUCCCACAGAGGAAAUCGACGUCUCCGCUUCUCAGAGACGUCCAGCUGUUCUGCGACAUGCCUCAUCACUACUGUAGCUGUUUAUUUUUUGCCUUUAUUUAGCAGACAGUAAGUGGUUACCUCCCACAUCCUUCCCUCAGUCAGGUGGUUCGUGUAGCAGCAGUUCCAUGCUUUGUCUGAGUUGUCAUGGCGCUUAGCAACAGCCAAUGACUGUGCCAAGGUGAAGCCCUGCCCCCUCACUGAAUAAGUCCAAUAAGAGGCACCUGUGCGGUGAACUGGAAAAGCAAACACUAAUUUCAUUGGUUAAAAUGAUAUGUUGUGGCUUCAUAUUGCCACCAAAAAUGUAUUGAAUUAUGAAAUGGACCCUGUGUAUAACAUGUGAUUUCCUGUCUUCAUACUGUGCAAUGUCCAUGACAAAUAUGGGUCACUCGAUUGUUCAAAUAAAGUUUUGUUUUCUACAAACA
Messenger RNA from Paramormyrops kingsleyae, 1903 nucleotides. RefSeq names its product TGFB-induced factor homeobox 1 (gene tgif1). Gene Ontology annotation, biological process: regulation of DNA-templated transcription. NCBI's taxonomy places the organism in Eukaryota, Metazoa, Chordata, Actinopteri, Osteoglossiformes, Mormyridae. The record is from RefSeq and is a predicted model, not a curated record. Gene Ontology annotation, molecular function: DNA binding.